Molecule: messenger RNA, 2843 nt
Organism: Mytilus californianus (California mussel)
Lineage: Eukaryota; Metazoa; Mollusca; Bivalvia; Mytilida; Mytilidae
Exons: 9
Coding region: 11-2701 (896 amino acids)
Cellular component (GO): membrane
Source: RefSeq, a predicted model, not a curated record
GUUACUGACCAUGAGACGUUUUUCCUUCCUUGGUAACGUUUUCGGAAAUAGACGCACUUCCAUUACGUCAACUUCUAACUUAACUCCUAGACAAACACCCGAAUCCCCAGAAAUCGAUUAUCCAUUUUCUGACGACGAUGAUGAAGAUUGUAAUGGAAGGGGGCAUCGGUUCAGUGAUGCUAGUGGCAAAUUUCGGAAUGAUGAUUUUAAUGAGAAACAAGCAAAACGGACAAAUGUCGAAAUAAAUGUUCGACAAAACAAUUCAGGAAAUGUCCAUAAUUUACGGAAACAGUUGGAAGAACAAAAAGGACUACACGAACCACACAGUAGAACGUCAAAGAAAUCACUUUUGGGAAAUCGUAAAGCUUUAGACAAUAAAAAAUCUAAAGUUACAAGAAGUGAAGAGACUUAUACACUUGACCAAGAUUAUUUAGAGGAACCAAAAAGAAACAAAGUUGAUAUAGCACACCGUGGCCCCGACCGCCAUACCAAACCCAUUGCAAAGCAAGGUCUGAUUACAGAUUCGGAGUCAGACGAUGAAAUACGUAAAAAGAUUGCUAUAGCGCUUAACGAAAGAACAUUAAAUAAACAAAAAGACUCAUAUAAAAGGAAACGAAAUUCUAAGAAUGUAAAAAUAGAGUUGAACGACAGAGAUGACUUGUCCGUCUCAAGUAAAGAUGGCUACAUCCAUGCCAACUGGUUGUAUAGAAAACAGGCUACCAACAAUGGGGUUCUUCUUCAGGUAUCACUGGAUGAUAUGAAAUCGCUGUUAACUAAUAAUCAAACAAGGAAGCAAAAUUUAAAAGAAGAUUAUCUAACUUCUGACACAGAUACAAUAAAUACGAGCAGCAACAAUUCUGGUGUGGCUUUACUACCACAUGUAAAGAAAAAGAAGAAAGACAUAACCACGUCAAAACGAUUCUUGCCUUCAGAUAUGACUGAACGUAAUUCAAUGGCUUCUACCGAUAUGUAUUUAUCGGUUGGUAGUUAUGAUGCAGAGCGCUUUCUAACAUCUAACCGAAGAAUGUCUACAACCGAAAAGAUGAACGCAUAUCUUUUGUCUCAAGCAAGAAGCAUCAGCGGCAACUAUCGUCCUACAAAGGAAUAUACUGAUGAGUUUGAUGGGUAUGAUGCUAACAAAAAUAUUGCAAACCAACGAAGACAUUUUGGCACAGAUGGGCGUCAUAACGGCAUUGAAUUGGAUGAUUGUUGUUUUGCACAUGGUCUUUUAUGUGAUUCUCGAUGUUCUGACAAUUUAUAUAAAGAUCACCACUCAAGUUUGAAUCAUUGUAACAACAGUAGUUGUAAAAACUGUGGAACGUGUAACAACAGCAGUUGCAAAAACAGUGGAACUAACAUAUUCCCAAACAUAAUUUCUAAUCAUAGUGGAUUUACAAAUAACCCAGUAUAUAAUAAAAAUCUACCAACAACGGGUACACAUUAUCUACCAUCGAAUAACUAUGUGAAUCAACACUUCCAUAGUCAAAAUGCUUCAUCUCAACAUUUUCCAGUAACCACACAUGGUAAUAGUAUGCCUGCACCUAUUCAGGGAUUAUCACACAAUGUUGCACAGGUACCGGCAUUAUUAUAUAAUUUCUCAACAGUGCCCGGAUUGUCACAGAAUAACACACCAGUAGCUGGACUGCCGCAAAAUGUAUUUCCCAGCACGGUAUUAUCCCAGAAUAUUCAUCAGAUGACACAACCGGUACAUUCUGCUAUUGGUCAAAUCGUACAGCAACCAAAUGAUCCAACAAAAACCGACUGUAGCUCAAGAAUCACAAUAGAACAACCGAAUGUAGACAAAGAAGAUACAAACAAGGAAAAUACGGAAAACAAAGGUUUACCGUCAACAACAGACCCAAAGAACACUCAUAGUAAAAAAGAACAACAAAUGCAGAAUGUGGGAAAGCUUCGUCCACUUUCUCUUAUACUGACCAUUUUAGCAGGGCUAUGUGGCUUUGGAGUGAUUGGUGUUGGAGUUUGGAGCAUGAUAGAUGAAGAUAUUACCAUGUACACAGAAGUUAUACAAGAAAAGGACAACCAGAACUUCUUAUACUUCUGUUAUGGGCUGUGUUUCUUGGGCACCUUGUCUACUGUAGCCUUUUUAUUUGGCUUUUGUGGUCUCUUAAAGCUGAAUCCGUGCUGUUUAAAAGUGCAUUGGUCAGCAGAAAUUGGCGGCGCUGCUUUGAUUGUUGCAAUCGUGGCUUUGAUUUAUUUGAACUUGGACAAUCUAUACAAUAUUCCAGUACUGACAUUGGUCACAGGAAAGGUAGAAACAAACCUAGCCAAGUUUUUAAAGGAAUCGCUGAUGAACAAUUACUUAGAUGGAUCACCUACAGCCUUAUCCUGGAACAGACUGCAAAUCGAGAAGAGCUGUUGUGGCAUCAAGGGCAAAGAGGACUAUGCGUACAGUGCUUGGACUAAUAAUUCUAGGACGUUUCCAAAGAAAAAGUUUCCGAACAGUUGUUGUGUUGUUAAAGAAAAAAACUAUGUUGACCCACAGCCAACAAAUACAAUGCUGUGUCAUUUGCAGACCAGUGGAUUUUACCACCAAAAGGGUUGUCUAGAAAUGGUGAUGAUUUGGUAUAAAGAAAAUAGCCUGAUUACACUUGGAGUUUUAGGAGGACUAUUUUUAGUUGAGAUUGCUUGUUUUCUGUUAGCCUUCAAGAUAUCUAGAAGUAUUGUGCUAGACCGAACAUGAGAGAAACCAACAACCAUAUGAUGGAGUAACUACAUUUGUCAUCGAGAACUGCAAAAUACUGAUAGUUCAGUCUAGUAUAGAGUACUGAGGAGAGGAAACAGAGUAGGCAGAUCAAGGUGGAAUAUGCUAAGAAAGUGAUUGC